This is a messenger RNA of Fimicolochytrium jonesii, 988 nucleotides long. RefSeq lists its product as uncharacterized. Bases 386 to 847 code for a protein of 153 amino acids. The transcript has 2 exons. The record is from RefSeq and is a predicted model, not a curated record. Lineage: Eukaryota; Fungi; Chytridiomycota; Chytridiomycetes; Spizellomycetales; Powellomycetaceae.
CUGCGAUUGGAAGAGUGGUUUCCUUAGGCAUUGACGGCAUUCAUUCACGUAUCGUCAUGAGGCCGACGAGGCCUCCGAUCUGACAGGAAGCGUCACAGUCAACAGCGUACGAAUGAAGAUGGUAGUAAUGCCCUCAGAACUAUCAUUACACGAAUGAAUCAUCGGUGUCUUCGCAUCAUCGUUGGGGGGAAGGAGGGGGUUGUUGGACUGUUUUCGGCGUCGUCUCGUAGUCUCGUCGUCGUCGAGACAGAGCGUGGGUUGAGUGUGGGAAAAAACUUCUUUUGCUGGUAUUCAAACGGGAAUCUGGCAAAACCUGGCAAAACCUGGCAUAGGAGCAACUUUCUGGGGGUUCGUCGCGCGAUACGACAAAACGGUCCUAUGGCAGAUGGCCCAAAACAAACUCUGUACGGGCGAGGAUAGAUUCGAACGGACAUUCAAUGCAGUCAGCCGCCUCUACGUGAGUGCGCACGAAGAAAUCUCGAAAUUGCUGAAGGAAGAAUGGGAGAACAUUGGAUUGGAAUCCUUGUUUUUCACCCAGGGCACUUUGUCCACUGUGGUGCCAUUCGAGGUCGUGCGCUCGACUCUGUUCAAAACGUCUACGAGGAUCGAUGACGUCGAGCGAGUUUGGAUGCAGAUGGGGUCGAUCAAGCUGAAAGACAUUGCUAAGAUCCGCGAAUGUCUUGCGAAGAAUCACCCGGAACCUACCCCGCCUGUUCGCACGCCCGCAUUGCUGCCCGCAUUGCUGCGGUUUUGCUCAUUUUGUAUCAUUGCGAAAAUGACCUUCAAAUUUGAGAACGAAUCCCAGAGGCAUAAAUAUCGGUGGAAAGUAGAAUGGGGGGAUGCAUAGAAGUCUUCAAUUCACACGAGGGAGACGUAGCUAUGUUUCCCGGGGCAUUAAUGUGUUUUUGGAUAGAUAGAUUCGUUGAACGUUUCGGCUUUAAACAACGUGCAAGUGAUCCGAAUCCAUUCGCAAAACUCCCCGAUUCCG